AGCCCCUUCUUAGGCCCUUGGCGUUUUUGCUCUCAAUGCAAAUCUUGAGGUUUUGAGACUCUGAAACAUAUAAUCGAUCAACCAUCGAAGGCCUGAACAGAUGUUCCCACGUCUAUGGAGCAGUAAGAGCUGGAUGAACUUUCUCACGCUCAGGCUUCUGAGAAUCCCGGAGCCGAAGCUUAUUUUACACAAUCUCGGCCACUCUCUGGCUACGGAUUACGCAAUUCUAGAUCCCCAUUUAAAUUCUCAGACUCUAUCAAAGACGGCAUGUGUAGAUUUCAGCCAAGAGGCAGCCAAGAUCUUAGCAACCCAGUUGGCGAAUUGCAGCACAUUGUCAGAAUUGAAUCAAAUAUAUGCUCGUAUGAUCAGAACCCACAUGCUAGAACUGCAUUCUGCAUCGUUUUAUUGGAACAACAUCAUGAGGUCAUAUACUAAGCUAGAGGCAGCUUCAAUGGCGCUCCACGUAUACGUUGCAAUGACUCGUGAUGGUAUCAUGCCCGAUUCUUACACCCUUCCCAUUGUCUUAAAGGCAGCGUGCCGAAUUUUUGAUACGCAGUUGGGUCGGCAACUUCAUUGCCUUGCGAUAAGGAUCGGCCUUGAGACUAAUGAAUUUUGUGAGAGUGGUAUUAUCAGUUUGUACUGUAAAGUGGGUGAAUUUGAGAAUGCGUAUAAGAUGUUUGAUGAAAAUUGCAAUAGGAAGCUGGGUUCUUGGAAUGCCAUAACUGGAGGCUUGUCACAAGCUGGUCGCGCUAAGGAAGCGAUUUCCAUGUUUUUGGAGCUGAGGAAAAGUGGGUUCAAGCCUGAUGAUGUGACAAUAGUUACCGUGACUUCAGCUUGUGGAAGUCUAGGAGACUUGGAUUUAGCUUACCAGUUACACAAGUGCGCAUUCCAAGCCAGGAGUUUAGAAAAAUCUGAUCUUCUUAUGUUGAACUCGCUUAUUGACAUGUAUGGAAAAUGUGGUCGGAUGGACUUGGCAUAUAGAGUAUUUUCAAGGAUCGAGCAGCGGAAUGUUUCUUCAUGGACAUCCAUGAUUGUGGGUUAUGCGAUGCAUGGUCAUGUGAAUGAAGCUCUUGAGUGCUUCCAUUACAUGAGAGAAGCGGGCGUGAGGCCAAACAAUGUGACUUUUGUUGGGGUCUUAAGUGCAUGUGUGCAUGGUGGCAAAGUGCAAGAGGGAAAAUAUUACUUCAACCUGAUGAAGAAAGAGUAUGGGAUCAUGCCCCACUUACAGCAUUAUGGGUGCAUGGCGGAUUUGCUUGGCCGUGCUGGUUUGCUUGAGGAGGCCAUAGAGAUGGUGGAGGACAUGCCUAUGGAACCAAAUGUUAUAAUUUGGGGAUCUUUGAUGGGUGCCUGCGAGAAAUAUGGGAAUAUCAAGAUUGGGGAGUGGGUAUGUAAGCAUCUGGAAGAACUAGAACCUUGGAAUGAUGGGGCCUAUGUGGUUCUGUCGAAUAUAUAUGCCAGCAAUGGUUUGUGGGUAGAGGUAGAGAGGAUGCGUGGCAUUAUGAAGGAGAAAAGACUUGCUAAAGUUGCUGCUUAUAGUUUGCCUACAAGUUCAUCUUGAAUUAACAAGGGGUGAAGUUGAUGGCGGAUGAAGAAGAUGGUGCACAAGAGGAAGGAGAAGAAGAAAGCUUACGAACAAUCAGAGAGAGAACAGAAGAUAAAUUGGGGAAGGAGAAAGCAGAAGAAGUUGAAGAUAGAGAAGAUUGCGGAGAGGGAGACCACCGAGAGGAGAUGGAGAGAAUUAAAUCCAAUCCCAAGGACUUUGUGCCGCAACAAUUUGAUUUGAGCUAGAAAGGAUGUGGGCGUGCUUCCCUUUUGAGCUGCUGCUCUUCCACCAUUUGAUCAUGGGGAAAAUGAGGUAUUAUUCAGAGUCUAAACAAUUUUCAGUUUUGUGUGGCAGCUGCAAAGCUUAUUUGAUCCGGUCUGGCCUGCCCUGGCAGAAUAGAAUCAUAAAGUGAGCUGAGCUCCUCUGUCUUCUGCAGCUCCUCUGGAUUUCCAACAAAUGACAACCGUUUCAAAACCUUCUUCUUCAGAGGUCUUGACACAAUUUGCCAGGCCUCCUGUGGGGUUUGAUGCUGAAGCACAGGAUCGAUAUAGCCCACUUACUCGAUGCGCUUUCAAGGCGGCACCCCGUUUCUACUGCUUGCUUUUGCUUGAGGAUGCUGAAGAAGUCUCCAAGAGAGCCUAUAUUUGUUCUUCUGUGCAUUCCCAUUGGCUUGGCAUUACCCUGACCCUCCUAACAUUGACAGAUAUAGAUUAAGGGUGAAAGAUUUGAUGCACUUCAGCCUGUGCUGCACUUAAUUCUUAGUUAUAGACCGACAUGCUGUUGGUGAGGGUGAACACUGACUGCAUCAGUAAAGUUUCUCUUUUGUGAGGGGAAAGCUGCCCUUUUAGAUGGGUGACACACAAGAUGAACUCUACCCAAAAAGCCCUCUUUUGUGGCACUUUGGGAAAAGCACAUUCUGUGAGAAGUGUGGGAAUGGUUAUAGCUUAAAUUACAAAGAAAUAAAGAUGAAAAAUGUUUUCAAUACGAAAUGGAAAUAGAAAAAUUAGUGUUUUUCUAAUAAAAAAUAAAUGUCAAUAGUUCUAAAAUGGAAAACGUUUCCUGUUUUAGAAAUGAUUUGAAAAUGCUAAAAUAACGCCUCUCAACCGUUUUCGUGCUUCAUUGGUUAUAGUCAUAGGGCUUUGGUUCAACUUCAAUUUUCUAUGUAUAGGAGAAAACCAUUUUAUGUGGAUGGCAGUGCUUAUAAAUCA
Diospyros lotus (date-plum) is the source of this 2751-nucleotide messenger RNA. RefSeq names its product pentatricopeptide repeat-containing protein At1g77170, mitochondrial. Bases 101 to 1558 code for a protein of 485 amino acids. Lineage: Eukaryota; Viridiplantae; Streptophyta; Magnoliopsida; Ericales; Ebenaceae. The transcript has 4 exons. The record is from RefSeq and is a predicted model, not a curated record. Gene Ontology annotation, biological process: RNA modification. Gene Ontology annotation, molecular function: protein binding; RNA binding.